AUGGCGUGUCCUCACCUUGACUCCCUGACUCUCAGGCCCCCCACCGCCGCCCAGUCCGUCUACCGAGAGGACUGCACGCAAUGUUUCGACUCGAUCGAUGACCCCGCCGGCCUCGACGUCUGCCUGCAGUGCUUCAACGGCGGCUGUGCCGGCGAACGCAACCACGCCUCGCUGCACCGUGCCUUGUGGAGCCACCCGCUCGUGCUCAACAUCCGUCGAUCGCGCAAGGUCGUCGUGCGCGACGAGCCUCCCUUCAAAAUGUCCAAGCUCGCCAUCGCCGCCGAGACGGACGAGGACAGGUACGACACCAAGACGACCGUCAGGUGCCUCGAAUGCAGCACCGAGCUGGACCAGACGAGCGAAAAGCUGGCGCCCCUUGUCGAGGGCAUCCUCAAGGCGAACACCUUUUCGCGGAAGGAGGAGGUCAAGGCCUGGGAGCAGGAGCUCACGAGCUGUGAACACAUCCUCCUGCUCCAGCAGUCUGAGGGCCGGACCAUCGAGCCCGCGGGCCUCGGCCACUGCUCGAGUUGCGAUCUGAAGGAGAACCUCUGGCUCUGCCUCGAGUGCGGCGCGCUCGGCUGCGGCAGAAAGCAGAUGGGCGGCGUGGACGGCAACUCACACGCCCUGGCGCACGCCACUGCAUCUGGUCACGGCGUUGCGGUGAAGCUGGGCUCCAUCACGCCCGAGGGAACCGCUGAUGUCUACUGCUACAAGUGCGACGACGAGAGGAUCGACAGCGAUCUCAACCAGCACCUGGCGCACUGGGGCAUCAUCCUGGCCGAGCAGCAAAAGACGGAGAAGAGCUUGACGGAAAUGCAGAUUGAGCAGAACCUCAAGUGGGAUUUCAGCAUGACCAACGAGGACGGCCAGGAGCUGAAGCCUUUGACCGGUCCCAGCCUUACGGGUCUGAAGAACCUGGGAAACAGCUGCUACCUGGCGAGCAUCAUCCAGUGCCUCUUUGAUAUGCCGUCGUUCAAGACGCGCUACUUCCAACCCAACCUCGACCUGCCUGUCGUCGAAGACCCCGCAGCCGACCUCGAGACGCAGCUGCGCAAGAUGGCCGACGGCCUGCACUCUGGCCGCUACUCCAAGCCCGACCCCGAAGCUCCCGUGUCGGACGAGACGCCCCAUCUCACAUAUCAAAAGGGCCUGGCCCCCGCCAUGCUCAAGCACCUCAUCGGCCGCGGCCACGCCGAGUUCUCGACGAUGCGCCAGCAGGACGCAUUCGAGCUUCUGCAGCACCUCUUCAAGCUCAUCACGCGGACGAACCACCCCGCCGGCCUCCAGGACCCGACCCAGCAGUUCCGCUUCGUUCUGGAGCAGCGCCUUCAGUGCACGGGAUGCAAGAAGGUGAGGUACACGACCAACGAGCAGGACAACAUCUUCAUCAACGUCCCCCUCGAGAAGCUCCCCGCGACAGAGGACGGCGAGGCCAAGGCAGACCAGUACGCGCCCGUCACGCUCAAGGAGUGCCUCGAUAACUUCACCGCCGAGGAGGCGGUCGAGCUGACCUGCUCCUCCUGCGGCAGCAAGGACGGCUACACCAAGAGGUCCCUCUUCAAGACGCUGCCCGAUGUGCUCGUCGUCAACGCCAAGAAGAUGGCCAUCAUCAACUGGGUGCCCGUCAAGAUUGACGUCCCCGUCAUCGUGCCCGACGAAGCCUUCCCCCUGGACGCCUACCUCUCGCCAGGUGUCCAGCCCGGCGAGGAGCAGCUGCCCGAGGACGCCGAGAGCAGAGCACCGUCCUUUGAGCCCAACGCCGAGGCAGUCGUCCAGCUCGAGGCCAUGGGCUUCCCGCGCAACCGCUGCGAAAAGGCCCUCCACGCCACGGGCAACGCGAGCGCCGACUCGGCCAUGGAGUGGCUCUUCGCCCACAUGGAGGACCCCGACAUUGACGCGCCCCUCGACCUCGGAGGCGCCGCGGCCGGCGGCGACACGGCGGAUCCCGAGAAGAUCGACAUGCUCGGAGCCAUGGGCUUCGGCGCGCCCCAGGCCAAGAAGGCGCUGCGCGAGACGGCCGGAGACGUCGAGAGGGCCGUCGAGUGGCUGUUCAGCCACCCCGACGACCAGGGCGCCUUUGACGACGAGGCUGCCGCGCCUGCGGCGGAGAGCGCCGGGCCGGCCGAGCCGGCGGGCAGCGCGGCCGUGCCGGCGAAUUUCCAGCUGCAGUCGAUUGUGUGCCACAAGGGCACGAGCAUCCACGCUGGGCAUUACGUCGCCUUUAUCCGGCAGGCGGGCGAUCACCCGUCGUGGGUGCUCUUCAACGACGAAAAGGUGGUCGAGGCAGGCGAGGUCGAGGAGAUGCGCAAGUUUGCGUACGUCUACUUCUUCAAGAGGGUGUAG
Verticillium dahliae VdLs.17 is the source of this 2343-nucleotide messenger RNA. Its product is annotated as ubiquitin carboxyl-terminal hydrolase. NCBI's taxonomy places the organism in Eukaryota, Fungi, Ascomycota, Sordariomycetes, Glomerellales, Plectosphaerellaceae. Bases 1 to 2343 code for a protein of 780 amino acids. The record is from RefSeq and is a predicted model, not a curated record. The transcript has 3 exons. Gene Ontology annotation, molecular function: cysteine-type deubiquitinase activity; zinc ion binding; protein binding. Gene Ontology annotation, biological process: protein deubiquitination.